AUGAAUCCUGUGCUUGAGCACGCCGGUCUGUGGUGGCUUGCGGCUGUAACGAUCUUCACAAUCGUUUACUCAUGUUGCUUCUUCUUCUGGUUCUACUACUGUUUCUACUGCAUCGAGGAAUCCGACCACAUGGACAUCGAGACCGCCGAUCAAAUCGCCGCCAGACGACAGCGAGUUUCACGCAUCAUUGAGAUGGCUAAUUUCAACGCCGCAUUAUCAUCAUCCACACUUGCUUUUGGUCCUCCAGCUUCGUUUGACAUCGAGAUGGCUCUUCCUCCGAGACGGCUCUCUGCUCCGCCAUACCCAGAAGUCGCCAUCACUCCGAAGAUGAUCCACGAGUUCAAGGACGUCAUGGUGAGAGGAGAAGAUGAUGAAGGAGGAGCCAACAAGACUUGUUGCCCCAUCUGUCUCGAAGUCUAUGUGCCUGAGGAUAAGGUUAUCUGUCUAUCCAAAUGCCAUCAUCUUUUCCACCCGUCCUGCAUCGAUCGGUGGCUCCCAAGGAACCCGACUUGCCCUAACUGCCGCAGCUCUGUCAGUGGCAAAGGCUGGUGCGUUAUGAAGAAGGAUGCCGACUUCGAUGAUAAUGAUAACGUCGAAGGAGUCACGGACGAGAAUCCCAUCGUCGUCGUCGUCGAAGACGUUGCGGAACAAGCCAUGGUCGAGAAUCCCGUCGUCGCCGUCGUCGAUGAUGUUGCGGAACAAGUUUGA
Molecule: messenger RNA, 708 nt
Organism: Tarenaya hassleriana
Lineage: Eukaryota; Viridiplantae; Streptophyta; Magnoliopsida; Brassicales; Cleomaceae
Product: RING-H2 finger protein ATL81-like
Exons: 1
Coding region: 1-708 (235 amino acids)
Source: RefSeq, a predicted model, not a curated record